This is a messenger RNA of Trichoderma gamsii, 1767 nucleotides long. RefSeq lists its product as hypothetical. Gene Ontology annotation, molecular function: zinc ion binding; DNA-binding transcription factor activity, RNA polymerase II-specific; transcription cis-regulatory region binding. Gene Ontology annotation, cellular component: nucleus. Gene Ontology annotation, biological process: DNA-templated transcription; regulation of DNA-templated transcription. NCBI's taxonomy places the organism in Eukaryota, Fungi, Ascomycota, Sordariomycetes, Hypocreales, Hypocreaceae. The coding region runs from base 1 to 1767 and encodes 588 amino acids. The record is from RefSeq and is a predicted model, not a curated record. The transcript is spliced from 6 exons.
AUGUCUUCAGAGGUUCUUCCCACCGAGGUCCCGGGAGACCAAACUGAGCCACAGGAUUCGCGAGAGGGCGAGGCCCCUGCAAAGCAGCCGAGGCGCAGAGCUUGUAAUGAGUGCAAGCAGCAAAAGUCUUUCGAGCUCGAGAAUGAAGUCAGAGACCUUAGGCGCCGCCUGGCCACUCGUGAGGCGAGCAGCAAUGCAGCGAUCGAAUGGCCUAUUCUAACCCCAGCUGCACUUUCAGAAACUCGCGUCAGCGAUGCAAUCCAAUCAUCGCCGUCCAACGCGUCAGGCCCGUCGCUGGAUCCAAAAGAAAGCUCUCGCGUCCCUGGUCUAACCACCCAGCCCGUCAUUGACCAGCCUCAAGCGCCGCGAAGGUCAAUCAUUGCCAUUCCACGGCCCAGGAAGCUGGGCAAUGUUGAGCUCUCUGUCGAAGAGAUUGACGAGCUGUAUUUGAUCUAUAUACUCCACUACCACCCAUAUCUCCCGUUUCUGGACCCAGGCACAACUAUUCACGAGUAUCACGACUCAUCUGAGCUGCUUUUCUGGUCCAUCAUCUCAGUCGCUGCUCGACGGCUGCAGAGCCAUCCAACGCUGCUGCAGAAGCUGGCAAGAAGUGUUACAGACUUACUAUGGAAGACGCUUCGCUCAAUACCUUACUCUCUUCGAGCAGUGCAAAGCUUGAUUAUUCUCUGUACUUGGCCAUUUCCAACCAGCAGUAGCACCGCCGACCCAACGUACAUGCUUGCAGGCAUGAUGGUACAGCUUGGGACGCAAAUGGGCCUUCAUCGCGCGCUCAGCGCAGAAGAUUUUGUCAAAGUCCCGCUACAUCUCAGCAUGUAUGAGUAUUCAGAAUGGAUCAAGACAUGGGAAUCUUGCAAUAUUGUCGCACAAAGUGUGAGCGUUGGAUGUGGCCUUCCCGCCACGAUACAGAUGCAAGAUUGGUCCCUCACAGUUGCACCCGAGUCAGCAACAUUGUCUCUUCAUGACAUUGCCUUAAGGUGGCAUCUUCGCAUCGAGCAGUUUAGACAUAGAGUGUCUCAAGCCUUGACAUCAAAUGCUCUGGACCCCGCUGGCUUUACAUCAGUUCGCGAGCGGCUCUCUCUCUAUCGGCUUCUCAAUGCGUCUCUUGUUGACUUAGAGCGCGAGGCCAUCAAUAUGACUCCCAUAACUCGCCAUUAUCUCGCCGCCGCUCGACUCCAUCUCCACUCAUUCUAUCUCUUAGAUGAAUCAAGCGUUGAUGGUUAUUCCGAUCGCAUUGUAGUAUUAUACCAAACUGCAUAUUCGCUGAUUGAACAAUGUCUCGAGAUGGACAACGAAGAAAGUGGAUUCUUUCACUACUGCCCAUUCUUUUGUUAUCAAGUUUUCGUUUCCGCAGCAUUCAUCAUUCUCAAAGUCAUGAUGAAUGGAUAUUUCGAAAAGCUACUCGAUGUGAAAUCGGGUAGAAAACUCCUUGAUGCUGCUAUAUCUUCACUGCGAAAGAUGUCAGUUGCGAACAACGACCUUCCGGGCCGGCUCAGCGACGUGAUUGGGUUUUUCUGCACUUUGACCGAUCCUCGUGUUAUCAGCGGUGACUCGAUUGACGAUUUACGCUUGCGGGUUCGAAAUCGCCUCAGCAUGAGCAUCGUUUACGACUCGCUUUGGGAAUGGCGAAAGCAUUUCCAAUCAGAUGGCAAUCGCGACCAAAACUCUGAAGAAGCACAAGAUAAGUCGAAAAUUCUCUCUCGUAGCGUUCUCACUAACGCGACUUCCACAGCUGCUGUUUGGCUCUGA